GAGCUGCACACCUGUUCAGUUGUGUAAAGCUUGUACGUUGUGGUUGUGCGCACACCUGUCUGUGUGUGUGUCCUGUGUGCAGAAUGUUGCCCUGCACUUUUAGCAGCCAGACUCUUGGGUCCCAAUUCAGGGGCCUGGCCUUGCUGGUAAAUGUAGGGACUCCAGCCUGAUCAUUUAUUUCACCCACACCCCUCAUCAUGCCUUGAACAUUCUGGUGAGGGUUAGAAUUAGCCCAGCCACAUCCCCGGCUUCUAGAGAGCUAAAUGGUAAUAAAUGAAUGCAGCCAGACCUGUCAGGAUUAGGGUAUGUGAACAUGCUAGUCACAAGCACGUGGGUGACUUCCACAUGAUUUUAGUGGGGCAUGUGGACAGGUCAGCUCACACGUGUGCUCAUGUUUGGGGUCUACGUGCAUGGCUACAUUCUGUACAUGCAUUUCUGCAUAUCUAUACGCACUUCUGCUGUGAGACAUCCUUCAGCCCUACAUAUACCCAGGCUUUUGAGCAGACCAUGCAAAACUCAGCUAGUUGCAAGCCAGGCCUUCUGCUGGACCAGGCAACCACAUUUUUCCUGCCUCCAGCACACCAGCACUUGAGGUCUUGGAAGUAAUACGUCUCUCCUGCCUGCUAUAGCCACCCUUAUGUUAUCUUUCCCGGGAGCCCUAGCCAAAUCCCUUUAGGUUACUAAGCACUGUACCACCCCUGCCUCCCAGGCACUGAGCCAGAUUCUGGGCUAUAGAGGGAGAGCAGAAGUCGAAUUCACAGCUGAGGAGUAAGCAAAAGUCAAGCUGGCUCCUCUGGAAAAGCAGGUGCCAUUGGAGAGCAAGACCUCCUGAAGGUCUGGAGAAUGGCUAAAUGUCUGAGAAGGCCCCUGGAGUAGGUAGGAUGCCCCCACACACACACACACACAAAAGGAAUUGACAACUCCCCACUUCCCGGCCUCAGAGGCUUCAGGGCAGGUGCGCAGAGACACUUGUUUGUUGAGUCGUGCCCAGGUGCGCAUAGACGCCCCUUGCCCUGGCAGACACCCUUUGCACACGCAGACCCGCGCGCCACCGACACACCUCUGAGUUCCCGGAGCGCGCCCGGCACUCAGGGCUUGGCUGCAGGUGCCUCGCCGCGCAGACUCGCCGGCCGCGGGGACCGGCUCAGGCGCGGGGCCGGCUGGGGCGGGGCGGGGCGGUGGCGCGCGUUCCCCGCCGGCCACACCGGCCGCCCUGCACUAGGCAAGGGGCGUGUGCGCGGGCUUGGCACCGCGGGCCCCAUGUUCACCGAGCUGAGGUCCAAGCUGAGCCCCCCGCGAGGCCGCGCCGGGGCAGUGCGCGCGGGCUUUGGGGAGCGCCGGGAUGUGGACGCCACUGCCCACUUCAGCUUCUGCCGGACCCUCCUAGAACACACGGUGUCUGCUGAGAGCAUCCCCUGCCACCUGCCUCGCACGCAGGUCACCAGCCUCACGUGGCACGACUCCCGCAGCCAGAGAGCAGCUGGCAGCAGGCCGGUAAAGCUUCUGCAACAGCCAGGCACAGAGACCCCGCAGGGCCGGCUGUACUCUGACCACUAUGGCUUGUACCACACGAGCCCUUCGCUGGGCGGCCUGACACGGCCCGUGGUCCUAUGGAGUCAGCAGGAUGUCUGCAAAUGGCUCAAGAAGCACUGUCCUCACAACUACCUCGUCUAUGUUGAGGCCUUCUCCCAGCACGCCAUCACCGGUCGGGCGCUAUUACGGCUGAAUGCAGAGAAGCUGCAGCGGAUGGGGUUGGCCCAGGAGGCCCAGAGGCAGGAGGUGCUGCAGCAGGUGCUCCGCUUGCAGGUGCGCGAGGAGGGGCGGAGCCUGCAGCUGCUCAGCCAAGCUUCCUUUGGAAACAUGUCCUAGCUGCUGUCAAGGUUUGAACCCCAGACCCCAGCACUGUGACCAGAGCCCACAGCCAAGGAUGAGGCAGAGCUGGCUGUGCAGUUUCUUGUGGACCCUACUGGAUGCCCUAGUGGCCAAGCCUGCCCAAUGGACAGGCAAGACCAGGAUCACCACCUCUAAGCGCCUCUGGUUAGGCAUUCCAGUCUGGGGCAGGGUGGGUAGGAGGCUGCUUGAAUGUGGCCCCUCCUGCUGGGACCUGAGCCCAAGCCUUCCCCCAGUGUGCUGGCAGCAUGAAGGGCAGCUGCCUGCAGCCAGAGCUGUGGACAUCCCCCCACACCCCAGGGACUAUGUUUAUUUACAUCUCCCCUACCUGCUGAGCCACUCAUCCUUCUAUCCACUCAUCUAGUACAGUUUUGAGCCCUCCACUGGCACUGCCAGGUUAAAAUGGCACAGGUGGGAUAAAUUGGCAUGGCUCCCUUUGGCUUGUACCUACCAUUCCCCUGCCCCUGCCAGGGCCCAGAAGCCCCAACCCACCCUUGAAAGGAAUGGUCAACAGCUCCUGCCCCACUGGACAGUAUGCCAAGCACUUCCACUCACUCAUUAUGUAUAAAUCCUCACCACAACCCCAUCUAUUCAUGAGAACUGAGGUGGAGAGAGGUUCAGAUGGCCCAAGCUUCAGAAACAAAUAAGGCACAAGGACUUCAGCCCUGUCCAGGUGGCUCCAUCCCCAGUGUCUACCUGGCUUGGUAGUGCUCCCCACCCUAUGUUUGGAAAGUCUUGCUUUUGCACCUCUUCCCUGCUUCCAGGUUCAGGGGGACCCCCUUUGAGACAGAGCUAUGUGUGGGUGUUUCCUCAGUGCUUUUGCAGGAAAACCUAGAUUCCUGAGAGAGGCUAUCCUGAGUGUCACAUUCCCCUAACAGAAGCCUGAGCAAGCCCUCCCUGGAUGGAUUGGGAUUGGUGCUGCCUGGCAGAAGGAUAGUGGAGCAGUCAGAGCUCCCUCUUGCUCUUCUGCCCUCUCCCACUCCCCUUGGGGACUCUGAAAAUCUCAGGGACAGAUGAAGCUGAGCUCCCAGUCCCCUCUAUGUGCUUUGAGCUGGCCUUGGGACUUGAGGCUGGUCAUCACCGGUCCUGAGUGCAAUUGGACAACUAGCCUGGCCCCUCCCACCCCAUGAGCCCCCUCUGGGGAGCACCCAUGCCCUUCUAGCUGCCCAAGCAUCCCACCCCCCUCGUGGCAUCUGCCUUCUUCCAGAGGGCCCUUCCUGGCUCUGCCCCUUUCCUCCCCACUCCUCUGUCUUGCCCCAACCUCUGUGAUCCUGUCUCAUCUUCCUUGUUCUGUGCUCACUUUUUUAUACUCUGACAAGAAACCAGAAAUAAACCUAGUUCUCAA
Molecule: messenger RNA, 3235 nt
Organism: Nycticebus coucang (slow loris)
Lineage: Eukaryota; Metazoa; Chordata; Mammalia; Primates; Lorisidae
Gene: SAMD10
Product: sterile alpha motif domain containing 10
Exons: 5
Coding region: 1261-1869 (202 amino acids)
Biological process (GO): cell surface receptor protein tyrosine kinase signaling pathway
Cellular component (GO): cytoplasmic side of plasma membrane
Molecular function (GO): protein binding
Source: RefSeq, a predicted model, not a curated record